Messenger RNA from Suillus discolor, 1290 nucleotides. RefSeq names its product Endonuclease/exonuclease/phosphatase. Gene Ontology annotation, molecular function: single-stranded DNA binding; 5'-tyrosyl-DNA phosphodiesterase activity. The record is from RefSeq and is a predicted model, not a curated record. The transcript has a single exon. Gene Ontology annotation, cellular component: cytoplasm; PML body. Bases 192 to 1223 code for a protein of 343 amino acids. NCBI's taxonomy places the organism in Eukaryota, Fungi, Basidiomycota, Agaricomycetes, Boletales, Suillaceae. Gene Ontology annotation, biological process: double-strand break repair.
GGACUGAUAUGCAACCGAUCACAAUGGACUGCGUGACUACUUAUUUCUUGAAUUCGAAACUGGAUGGGCCCCAUCUGCUGACCACCUUAACCUGAGUGGAACAUCAUCACGACAUUUCUUGCACGCUGUAGCGCAUCGUCACCUUGACCAGACUCAAUCAGCCAUCCAUCCGUCUCAUAACUCCAUCGACGAUGUCUGAUAUCGAUGAAUCGUUCAUACCUUCCCCGCCCUCCGAUUUCUAUGAAACGGAGCCAGAUGAAGCUCCUCCCCUGCAAGUAAGAGUGCGCGUGCGGCAUGAGGCAGAUGCCCAAAUACCGCUCCGCGCAGUGCGUUAUUCAUCUCGCAAAAAGCGUUGGGCUCAGACUUCCAACUGCGCCAGAGGCGUCAGGGAGCCCCUACCAUCUACUGUCCGCCUCGUGACAUGGAACCUCGACUUUGCAGCUCCCGAUAGGAUGAAACGGCUCCUUGCUGCCCUCUCUUACAUCCAGCAACACGUUCUUGACUGCAGGACCACUAAUGAACGGCCUGAACCAUGCUGCAUCCUAUUGCAGGAAAUACACGAGUCAGUUUUCGCACAGAUUCUCAAUGCCGAAUGGGUGCGACGCUGUUUCAUAGUUGUGCCCGCUAGCGUGGACAAGUGGCCAGACCAAGCAAAGUAUGGAAAUGUCACACUAGUCUCCCGCACAAUUCCCGUGGUCAAUGUCUUCACCAUCGCAUUCAGCAACUCUAAGAUGAAACGCAAUGCCAUAUUCGUUGAUAUUAAACUGAGCGUCCCAGCUCACGAAGACGAACCUCGCCUAUCAGGGGGCAUCAUUACCCUGCGCGUUGCAAACACGCAUCUUGAAUCGUUGCUAGAAGGAGCCGCGGCACGGCCCAGGCAAUUGAAACUCGUCGCAGCUGCAUUGCGUGGGAGGGGAAUAUCCGGGGGCAUUGUCGCAGGGGAUAUGAAUGCUAUCAGCCCUACUGAUGAGACGAUCGUGGAUGCAGCCGGGCUGUAUGACGCCUGGGAAGGUGAUGAGGAGGAGGAAGGCUUCACCUGGGGAUACCAGACUCAUGAACAAUUACCACCUGGAAGGUUAGACAAGGUGCUCACUACCAGUCAAGAGGGUUUCAUUGUGGACCAGCCAGAGAGAAUAGGGAUUGGUGAGGUGAUUGGGAGGGGCAAAUGGGUGAGCGACCACUAUGGACUGGUAACACGCGUGCACAUUAUGCGGGAAGAUUGAAGAGAUAACGAAAGAACCAGCUGGUGAGACUUGACGGGGUGCAAUGUCAUGACCAAAACACUGACGC